UCUCUACUGUGUUGCCAAAAAAGCAAAGCCGAGAGAGACGGAGGAGAGAUGUUGAAGUUUUCUUAUUGCAAUGCGACGGACCUAAAUCAGGCCUUGGUUCAAUGUAGAUUCGCGGGUUCAUUUGGUCCACUCUCUUCUCGCCGGCGUAGCCCACGCGCCGCCGUCUCCUGCUCUCGCUCCAACCUGACGCCGAUUCAAGCCGUUCUGUCGUGUCAGCAACAGGUCGGGUCAGAUCCGGUGGAAUCUGAGUUGGGGAGUUUGGCUGACCGGCUCCGGUUAGGUGGGUUGACUGAAGAUGGGUUGUCUUAUAAAGAGAAGUUUAUUAUUAGGUGUUAUGAGGUUGGGAUUAACAAAACUGCCACUAUUGAAACCAUUGCUAAUCUCUUGCAGGAGGUUGGAGGUAACCAUGCUCAAAGUGUUGGAUUUUCAAGAGAUGGGUUUGCUACCAGUCCCACUAUGCGAAAAUUGCAUCUCAUAUGGGUGACCGCACGCAUGCAUAUCGAAGUAUACAAGUACCCUGCUUGGAGUGACGUGAUCGAAAUAGAAACAUGGUGCCAAAACGAGGGAAGAAUCGGAACCAGAAGGGAUUGGAUCCUAAAGGAUGUCGCUACUGGUGAAGUUAUAGGAAGAGCUACAAGCAAGUGGGUGAUGAUGAACGAGGACACGAGACGGUUGCAGAAAGUUAGCGAUGAUGUCAAAGAAGAAUAUCUUGUCUUCUGUCCACGAGAACCUCGAUUAGCGUUUCCGGAGGAGAACAAUAAGAGUUUGAAAAAAAUUUCUAAAUUAGAAGAUCCUGUUCAGUAUUCCAGGCUAGGACUUAUGCCAAGACGAGCCGAUCUUGAUAUGAACCAGCAUGUCAAUAACGUAACCUACAUUGGAUGGGUUCUCGAGAGCAUGCCAGAAGAGAUCAUUGAUACGCAUGAACUGCAAACUAUAACUUUGGAUUACCGACGGGAAUGCCAACGAGAUGAUGUUGUUGAUUCGCUUACUGGUCCGGAACUAGUGGAGGGUUCCAAAAUUCACGGAACAAAUGGAUCUGCAACUGCAAUUACAAGAGAGGACGAUCUCGACUGCCAUCAGUUUUUGCAUCUCUUGAGAUUGUCUAGUGAUGGGCAGGAAAUAAACCGAGGCCGUACCGAAUGGAGAAAAAAACCAACUUGAUGAGGCUGCUGAGUCUUCGAAUUCAGUCGAUAAAUCGCAUGGGGAUCGAUACCAUUAAUUAUAAAUUCUGGACUGUGAAUUAUUAAAAAAAGAAAAACAGAAUUGUGGUCUGCUAUUUUGCCCUAUUUGAAAAAUCUUGAACUUCAAAUUUUUGGAUCGAGUAUGAAAGACAAUUAAAUUAGGUCAGGUUUUGAAUAAUAUCUUUCACAAA
Molecule: messenger RNA, 1372 nt
Organism: Gossypium raimondii (Peruvian cotton)
Lineage: Eukaryota; Viridiplantae; Streptophyta; Magnoliopsida; Malvales; Malvaceae
Product: oleoyl-acyl carrier protein thioesterase 1, chloroplastic
Exons: 7
Coding region: 49-1161 (370 amino acids)
Biological process (GO): fatty acid biosynthetic process
Molecular function (GO): acyl carrier activity; fatty acyl-[ACP] hydrolase activity
Source: RefSeq, a predicted model, not a curated record